GGCCCCAUGUCGAGCUGCGCCACCGCCGGCCCGCGGCUCCUCCUCCUCCCGGGCCCGGGCGGGGCCUCAGGGCGGCGGGGCUCGCAGGCGGAGAAGCGGGGAUGAAGAAGCAGGCCACUGAGUCUCCACAGCUGUAAACUGCGCCUGGUUCAGUAGCUCUAUGAUGCUGUUGGAACAUUUGGCACGCCGGGCGUGCAGAGUUCAGAAGCUGCCCUCUUGCGAUACUUCCAGGCAACUCUGGGCAUGGCUGAACGCUGUUUUUAACAAGGUGGACCAUGAACGGAUCCAGGCCGUCGGCCCAGACAGAGCAGCCUCUGAAUGGCUCCUGCGUUGUGGAGCGCACGUCCGUUACCAGGGCCUUGAUAAAUGGCAGCAAGACUACAACCAGCUCCCUACAGGGGCACUGGGCAGAUACAAGAUACAAGCCAUUGACGCCACGGAAUCUUGCAUCAUGCAUAUAGGAUUUGAUUACCUGGAAGGCCUGGAGCAUGUUGAAGAGAUCAAGUUUUGCAAGUGCGCGUACCUCCUGGAUGGGUGCUUGCAGCGGCUCAGCGAGAUCCAGAACUUACAGAGGAGCCUGCUGCGUCUGUGGAUCGUUUCCUGCGGGAACAUCACCGACCAAGGCGUUACUGCGCUGCACAAGCUCAGCAAUCUGGAGUAUUUGUUCCUGAGCGACCUACCUGGGAUCACACAGAAGGAAACCACCGCAGAGAUCCUUAGGAAAUCGUUGCCAUCCUUGGUGGUGGAAUUAGAAUUGGAAUAAGCGAUCGUGCCCCGUUUUGCUUCAUUGUAUUAUUUUAAAAAUAAUAAAUCUUCCUUGCAUCGUG
Messenger RNA from Heteronotia binoei (common prickly gecko), 827 nucleotides. It is a transcript of the gene DMAC2L, whose product is annotated as distal membrane arm assembly component 2 like. The transcript is spliced from 5 exons. The record is from RefSeq and is a predicted model, not a curated record. Lineage: Eukaryota; Metazoa; Chordata; Lepidosauria; Squamata; Gekkonidae. Bases 161 to 763 code for a protein of 200 amino acids.